Messenger RNA from Diprion similis, 4001 nucleotides. RefSeq names its product exportin-4-like. The coding region runs from base 83 to 3487 and encodes 1134 amino acids. Gene Ontology annotation, biological process: protein export from nucleus. The record is from RefSeq and is a predicted model, not a curated record. Gene Ontology annotation, molecular function: nuclear export signal receptor activity. The transcript has 12 exons. NCBI's taxonomy places the organism in Eukaryota, Metazoa, Arthropoda, Insecta, Hymenoptera, Diprionidae. Gene Ontology annotation, cellular component: cytoplasm; nuclear pore.
AUUCUGAACGAUUUACGUCGCUGCUUGAAGACGUCCCUUGACCACAGAGACCAUAGAGAAAUCCUAAGCUUUAUUUACCAAAAUGGCGGACCAAGUACUGGCAGAACUGGAGGCCGCUGCCCAAGUUAUUUUGGCUCCUCCAAAUCUCAUCACAGCCCAGCAGCGACAGUCAGCAGAGACAGUGUUCCUUAACUUUCGUAAAACUAAAUCUCCGUAUCAGCUGUGCCGAGAGAUCCUUGAACGAAGCCCUGUCGAUUACGUACUCUUUGAAUCAGCAGGAUUGAUCAAGUCUGCCUUGAUCAGAGAAUGGGUAAUGAUGCAGGAGGAGGAUAUCAGAUCCCUAAGACAGUACCUGUUGCAUUAUAUUAUAAGCAAACCUCAGUUGGCUCCCUUUGUCAGGGAAAGAAUACUUCAGGUCAUUGCUAUUAUGGUAAAAAGGGGCAGUGUUGAAGACUUGGGACGAGAUCGUGGUCAGAUACUGAAUGAAGUUGAGGGACUCAUCAUGAGUGGUGAUUCACGCAGACAACUCUUGGGAUGCAGCAUAAUAUCAGCCCUAAUGCAGGAGUACGCAACAACGGUUAAAUCUUCAGAUGUAGGAUUGGCCUGGGAGGUUCAUUUUAAGGCUAAAAAGCAGUUCGAAAUCUCAGAUCUAAAAAGGAUUUUUAAGUUUUGCUUUGGGGCGCUGGGAGAGCUGACUAAAAGUGAAAUUCAAGAGGCACUACUCCCGUUGAUAAAACACCUGCUCUCUAUAACUGAAGGCGUCCUAGUAUGGGGAUACGUAUCACCACACUUGCCCAAAAGAUUAAUUGGUGUAUUUGAAUCCGCUUACGAGUCUGACAGCAGUCCUGCUCUCCGGCUUGGCCCAAUGUGGAGAGAUGUAAUUCUUGAUCCCAGUGUUCUUGAUCUUUUCUUCACUCUCUACUGGAAAGUUCGUACCAAUCCACAGCUGGCUCAUCACGCAAGAAACUGUUUGGUACAGUUGGCAACAUUGAAUGGGCUAGUGAUGGAGUCCGGAGAAGCAGAGAUACAAUAUCUCACAUCGUAUCUGCAAAGCUUCCUAAAACUCGUGUCGAAUAUUGAUGUUAUAGACCAAGAAGCGAUAGGAAUAUCUAACAUGGUCAGAAAACUGAUAACCUUCUUCAGAGCAACUUUGACCUCGUUACCUGAAGACAUCCUCAGGUCAUUCAUGGAGCAGAUGACUCGUCUGACUUGCUUGUUUGCGGAAGGAGCUGCCCAAGAGGAAUCGAUGUGUGCUGAUGACUGUCUAUACAUGGAAGCCUUCGAACACAUGCUGGAGGCUUGGAUUGUAGUUCUGUCUGAGGCACAUUUGUUUCCGUCGGAAUAUUGCAAGCAAAGUUCAGCUCAGAUAUUUAAUACUUAUUUGCGUUGCCACCUGGCUCCGCCGGAUGGCAACAGAGGUGCUGGAGGCAAGGAGCUUAACGAUGAAGAAAUAGAUGCAACUGAAGAAAACGACAGAGUUAAAUUCAAGGAACAAUUGCAGACCAUCGGAAAUUUCGGCCGGCAAGUUCCUGGUCAUUCCUUACCACUUUUGGCACGUCUCCUUGAGGAUAGAACAAACAGACUCAGUAAUCAACUCAACAGAAUUGCAGACCAGUCCCAGCCUAUGAGUAUAUCGAGUUCGUCACUUGUAGAAGCACUCUACGAGGACAUGCACUGGCUUGUGCUUUUAGCUGGUCAUGUUCUGUGCAUGGAUUCUGAGGGUGAAGUUGCUCUGAUACCAUCUGAGAUAAUAAGAUACAGCAUGGAUCAGAGCCUGCAAGGUCAAGUGAACGUAGAAACGACGAUGACGCUCUUGGCUUCCCCUCAAAACAGUCUUUCUGAUAUAGAUGGAGCAGAACAAUCAGCAGAUCAUGUCAUUAGACUGAUAUCAGCCGUAUUUCGGCUCUGUCAAUUGGAGAAAAUCGCGAUUUCAGCCAACCUAACGAAUAUGCUGAGCCCGGAAUUAAGCAGCAGUAUUGUGUGGUUCUUGCACAGGUGGUCAUUGAGCUAUCUCCUACCAAAUGAGAGCUUCUAUUCGGAGAUUAGUACUACUAUCUUAGAGGCUUUUGGAGCCGAUACACCUGGCGCGAUAUGGACAGUUAGGUUUUUACUGGAGAAAGUUGAGUGCAAUAUUAAUGCCUUCAAAGGAGAACCAAAUUUGAUAAAAGAAACUAUGCAGCUUCUUAUUACGCUAGUUGAAUCACAAAUAAAAAGCGACUGUGUAUUGCAGUCAGGCCGUUUAUGCAACUUGGUAAAUUUGGCGACAAAGGAUCGUUUUGAUCUACCACAGGCAGCUAAGCGCGGAUUGAUGCGAACUUUGGUACAAAUUGGAGCAGCCGUUCUAGAUCCAUCAUCUAAACAGCAAUAUUGGGCUCAAACCUUGCAACCAUUAAAUGAACGAUUUAAACAGCUUACUGGCAGCAGUAAUUUUACUCAGACGUAUCACCAAGAACAGAUCAGGCUGGGGAUUAUCGACGUUCUUGAAUCAUUUGUUGGGGUUACUCAAGGGGUUCAAGGCCCAGUCGCGGAAGUCGUAUUUGAACAUAUCACACCUGUUUUGAACGAGCUUCCAAAUCUCUUGUCAUUGUAUCACAACUAUCAAGACGUUGUUCAGCUAAUAUUAGAAUUAUUUUGUGAAUGCACUCGACGAAUGUUAUGCUACCUACCCCAGGGAGACAGUGUACGAAUCUAUGAGAUAUGCUUGCGUACUGUUCAAACAUAUGCGCGCUGCAAUACGAACCGAACAACUGUAGAGAAUACGGCUGAGGAAGACACUUUUCAAGAUAUUCUAUUACUUAUGCAACUCCUCACCAAUUUAUUGACUAAGGAAAUAAUCGAUUGCAGUCAUACAGAGCCUGCAGGUAAUCCGGAACAGAAUGCUUCACCUGUUGACGUAUUUUUAUUCGGAUUGAACAUCAUCAUGCCUUUGAUGACGAUGGAUUUACUCAAGUUUCCCUCUCUGUGCUUGGAGUACUUUAAAAUGAUCACGUUUGUCUGUGAAAUUCAUCCAGAAAAAGUGUUCGACCUCCCAGCUGAGUUGUUAAGUCAAUUACUAGCUUCCGUUGAACUGGGUCUUUUCUCAUUUGGUCAUGAGAUCACUAUAUUGUGCUGUGACAUAAUACAAGUACUAGCAAAGCAUAUUUACUCUGAGGGAAAAAAAGGCCGACCAAAAAACCAGCUGAUGGCGCCUUUUAUGAACUUGCUCAUGAAUCUUAUACUGUCUCACCAGAUAAAUUCUGACCUUAUUUCGAGUACGAGCAUACCACUGUACUACUUGAUCUGUUGUUAUCAAGAACAGUAUCAGCAGCUGGUACAAAGUUUUUUGGCUGCACAAACAGACCCACGGAUAGCAGAGAGGCUGACUGCAGCUUUUGUGCAAUUGACAGCUUCCAUACAACUGGAUACGGAACGACCUCAAAGACUGAAGUUUAGGGAUAACUUCGAUAAGUUUAUUGUGAAUGUACAAGGAUUCUUGAUGGUUAAGUAGAGUUUGGCGAAUAGGAAAUUGUUCAAUAAUACACGUAUACAUUGUAACGUAACCGUGGCUAGCUAAGCCCAGAUAUCAAUAUGGCUGCCGAAAGCCGUGAUUACAAUAAUUCGGUGCCUGCAAUGAUCCUCGAUCAGAGGUUAAUGAUUCGUAAAAGUUUUUUCGGGGGCCACAAUUAUUGCUACACCAUCUCCAAUUUUGUACAACUCAACACACAAAAUGAAACUACCAACAAAAAUGAUAGAAAUCCUCCUAGAAUUGGAAAUAUCGCCCAACACUCUCGUGGUUUCAUCACCUUUUUCUUUCGAAUACCAUCCCCAAUGAGUAUUUUGAAUCCUAGGGCAAAAUGUUUAGUGUCUAGACGUAUUUCCAUGAGGACAAAUCUUCAAUUCGUUAUUAGUUGCUGGUGUAGCGGUCCAUUGAUUGGCAUUUGACGAGAAAUCAAAGAAUCGCGAAUGCUACCUUACUAAAAUACUCCUGAGGCUAUUGUUCACUCUGCAAUUCCCUUAUAUUA